This is a messenger RNA of Rhagoletis pomonella (apple maggot), 1362 nucleotides long. RefSeq lists its product as uncharacterized. The record is from RefSeq and is a predicted model, not a curated record. Gene Ontology annotation, molecular function: nucleic acid binding. NCBI's taxonomy places the organism in Eukaryota, Metazoa, Arthropoda, Insecta, Diptera, Tephritidae. Bases 1 to 1362 code for a protein of 453 amino acids. The transcript is spliced from 2 exons.
AUGACUGCGAUGACGUUUGGCGCAGCAUGUUCGCCAUAUGCAGUUCACUACGUGAAAGUUAAAAACGCCUUAGAACAUCGCACCCAUGAUCCGCGAGCCAUCAAAGCCAUCACCGAAUACCACUACGUGGACGAUUACGUGGACAGUUUCAAUGCUGAAACACAAGCUGUACAGAUAGCCCAACAAGUCCGAGACAUACACAAGGAUGCUGGGUUCAACCUGCGAAAGUUUACGUCGAACUCUACAAAAGUCGCCGAAGCACUAGGUGGUGUGAAGAAAGCAUUACCAAUCUUAUCUAAAGAAGGUGCAGAAUCUGAGAAGGUCUUGGGAAUGUUAUGGCAACCGCCGGAUGAUAAUUUCGCAUACCGGUUGGAAUUUUAUAGAGUCGAUUCGUCAGUGAUCGAAGGCAAGCGCAUUCCCACCAAAAGAGAAUUAUUGAGCAUAGUAAUGUCAAUAUUCGACCCGUUGGGAUUCCUCAGCCACUUUACUAUCUCCGCAAAGUUGGUGUUACGCGAGCUCUGGAAGCGAAGUAUUGGUUGGGACGAACCAGUUCUCAACGAAGUCAAUGCUAUGUGGAGCGUCUUUCGUAAGCAAUUGCUGACAGUUGUUGAGUGCAGAGUCCCGCGCCACUAUUUUCAAAUGGGUCCAUCUAGGAAACUACAGCUGCACGUAUUUGUAGACUCCAGCGAGAACGCAUUCAGCGCAGCAGCUUACUGGAGAUCGGAGAAUAUGAAUCACAUCAUCGAGGUGUCGCUUGUCUAUGCCAAGACUAGGAGCGCACCCAUUAAGCCGCUCACUAUUCCCCGACUCGAGCUACAAGCAGCUGUGUUAGGAACUCGCAUGAUGAAUACAAUAAUAAGUGAACAUAGCGUUCGAGCCAACCGAUGUGUUAUGUGGAGUGAUUCAAGAACGGUUCUUAAGUGGUUAUCUAGCAAACACCGCCGCUAUAAACCGUUCGUGGCACACAGGAUAGCGGAAAUUCUCGAUGUCAGUAAGCCGUCCGAUUGGAGAUGGGUUCCGACGAACCAAAACGUGGCUGACGAGGCAACGCGACCCAACAAGACAAUAAAUCUCAGUCCUUCGUCCCGCUGGUUCACUGGACCUGAGUUUCUAUACAAUAACGAGCAAAUCUGGCCAAAGGACGCUGACGUCGCUGAUGUAGCUGAAGAUGACGAGGAAGAGAUUCGCACAAAAUUUGCCUUUAUUGUCAUUAAGAAGAGUAGUUACCUGGGUGAUACGGUUUUUCUACUAUUGCCGGAGAAGAAUCGGUUCAUCGCAGACCAAUGGGUUGAAAGCAGCGGAGCUUGCAGAAGCGGAUCAUUUACUAUGUCGCCUAGUGCAACGAGAAUCCUACGCCAGUGA